This is a messenger RNA of Scylla paramamosain (green mud crab), 1857 nucleotides long. RefSeq lists its product as uncharacterized. The record is from RefSeq and is a predicted model, not a curated record. The transcript is spliced from 5 exons. NCBI's taxonomy places the organism in Eukaryota, Metazoa, Arthropoda, Malacostraca, Decapoda, Portunidae. Bases 180 to 809 code for a protein of 209 amino acids.
GGUCGUGUUACGCUACAACGCCCAUCAGUGACCUCAUCCCCUUAGUGGCGGCACGCGCGCGACCCCGCCGCUGCAGAGAGAGAGAGAGAUAGAGAGAGAGAGAGAGAGAGAGAGAGAGAGAGAGAGAGAGAGAGAGAGAGAGAGAGAGAGAGAGAGAGAGAGAGAGAGAACACGGCAGGAUGGUGGUGAUGACGUCUUGUUGUUGUUGCUUCUCGCCUCGGACGGGAACUAUGGGCGUGGGAGUCGUCUGUCUGAUCGUCGGCUUCUGUGCGUCCGUCGGGUUCUGCUUCGCUCUCAUCAACAUCGAGUCGGUAAAGGAGACAUUGGAUGCGUCUUACUCGGAGUACCAGAACCUGCUGAGCCUCAACUUGACCGAGCAGCGACUCAUGAUAGUGGAGAGCGUCAUAGGGAUCAAGGACUUCAUCAACUAUCUCAAUACAAUCCUCAUCAUCUGCCUCGUUUUCUAUGUUGUUUACACCUUCACCGCUCUCUUCCUCACCUACGGAGCCUGCACGGGCAUCAGGUCGCUGCUACUGCCGUGGCUGAUAGUGGAGGUGGUACCCUUUGGAUUCCAAGUGGCCGCGGUGGUGAUCCUCUUCGUGUUUGGCAGAGACGACCCGACGUUAUCCCGCGGCGGAGUGUACAUCGUGGCGGGGCUGAUCAACAUUGUGGCAUUCGUGUUUCACGUAUACUGGUGGCUGUGUCCCUUCGCCCACUACCAGGAGCUGAAGAACGAAGAGAGCACUCAGGUAGAACCCCUCGUCCCGCCCUCCCACCCCAUGUAUCCUGCGGUCCUCAUGAAGUACUGAACGCCCGUGGCCAAGGUUUCUUCUGGUGGUGGUGGUGAUGGUGGUGAUGAGGUGGUGUUGAGUCUCCUCGUCUGUAUUUUUUCAGCAUUACUACUACUACUACUACUACUACUACUACUACUACUACUGCUACUACUACUACUACGUUCUGUGAUGAUGUUGAUUCUCCUCCUCGUCUUUCUUUUAUUACUCACUACUACUACUACUACUACUACUACUACUACUACUACUACUACUACUACUACUACUACUACUACUACUACCACUACUACUACUAUUGUUGGUGUGAUAUCACUCUUGGUUCUAAACAGACACGCUGGUUCUGCAUAAAUACACUGAGUUUAUAUAAAAUUACAAUUUUUGGUUUUCAUUAUAAUGCUGGUAGGCUUUUUAAUCAUCAUCUGUCAUGUUAACUGCAGGAUCAGUGCAUUGUUUGUGUGAGUGAUGGAAAAAGAAAACAAACGUAGUAAGUAUUUAUUUUAUUAUGUCGAUCGUAAUUUCUAGCAGCUAAGAAUGUAGGCAUGUUAAACAUUCAUCAACCAGCGUUAUGUCACACCUCCAUUCCAACAACAAGUACUACUACUACUACUACUACUACUACUGCUGCUGCUGCUACUAUUAUAGGUUACAACGAAAGCCUAGAAAGAUGAUGCCUUAAGAACCAUACAUUAAAUUUACAAAAAAAAAAAAAAAAAAAAAAAAAAAAAAACAUUUUACUGUCGGUAAUGUAUCAUUGUAGUUUAUCAGUAUAUUUGCAGAGUGCAUGUAUUUCAUGUGUUCAGAUAUUCAUAGUGCCUUAAAGAAUAACCAGUGUAUAAUGGACAACUAUUUUCUUGCAUCAGAAGAAAGAUUUACGAGGCUGAAUUGAAGAGUAGCCUAGCCGAGACCGCUUGAAUUUAAACCAGGAUUGAGGAAAUGAAAGGAAUAAGAUUGAUGGAUGUUAGCCUCAAAGUAAUGAAAUUAUAUUUUUAGCAAUCACUAGUGAAACAGUACCUGUAUAAAUGUGAUAUUUUAAUGUGCAUUAUAAAAAUAAAAGUUCUCGAAUUUA